AUGUUCAACACCUCGCUGCGCCGAGUGGCGCGGACUUGCUCCCAUGCCUCGCCGGCCUCCUCCCGCCAGACCACACCGUCUGUCAGUGUAGCGUCUUUCACCUCCCACGCCCAUCAGCGGCGACAUUCCUCCUCGAAGCCUCCGGUGCCGCCCAACAAUGGCUCCUCCGCCAUCCCAGCCGCCUCGGUCAAGCAAGUAGGAGCACCGAGAUCGGACACGAAGCGGCCGGCGGCCGAGUCACGCUCGUCGAAGAAACGGGCUUCCAAAGACAAGCUGGAGGCAAAGCAAGAAUCUCAGGCUGACUGGACCUGGAACCUUCCCUCGGUCCCCAGUCUGCAACAUUUGAAUCCGAAAGAUAUCUACGUCGCCUCUUUCUUCUCGACUCACCGCCCCAUGUCCAUCACGGGCCCAGUCCCACCAGAGACCGCCAUCGAAGCAAUCGACAAGAUGUUCCAACCGAAACCAAAGUCCAAGGCCCGCCCUGCGCCUCACGAGGUCAUCUAUACACUGGCUUCAGCGGUUGAGCAUCUAGACGACCAGAUAGCGAGCAAGCAAGGAGACCAACAGAUGCAGAGUGCCGAGCAAAAGGCCGCAAUCAUCAAAGCCCUUAUGCAGCGCAAUGAGAACCCUGCGGAUCCAAAUCGGACAGUGCAUUUGGAUGGCGUUUCAAAUGGAGGAAAUGUUAGACUUGUCAUCCAAGAAAUUGCACGACGCUUCAGGCCGUUCAACGUCCCUCCUCCCCCCACUCCAAUCACCGACGCCGAGAUUGACGCCGCUGAGGCUGCUGCUGCAACUGCCGAGGCCAACGAGGAAAUGCAGGCCAGAACUCUGCAGCUGGAAAUCGAACAGCAGGAUCAGGAUCCGUACAUCCAACAGGUCGUUUUCAAUACUCCGCAGGAGUCAGAUCUGCAGAACAGCGGGUUCUUCACCAGCCAUGGUGCUACCACGUUGGAGAUGGAAGACACACGUGGUGUGCAAGAAAUCCAAGAUCCGACCUUUGGAGGGCGCCUUGGUGGACGAAGAAAUGUCAUUCGGAGGAGUCCUGGAAUGUACGCCAUCAGCGUCAAGAGACAGAGGCGACUGAAGAUGAAGAAGCACAAGUACAAGAAGCUGAUGCGUAAGACAAGGAAUCUGAGGAGGAAACUCGGACAGAUAUAA
Messenger RNA from Capronia epimyces CBS 606.96, 1158 nucleotides. RefSeq lists its product as uncharacterized. The record is from RefSeq and is a predicted model, not a curated record. Bases 1 to 1158 code for a protein of 385 amino acids. Gene Ontology annotation, cellular component: mitochondrion. NCBI's taxonomy places the organism in Eukaryota, Fungi, Ascomycota, Eurotiomycetes, Chaetothyriales, Herpotrichiellaceae. The transcript has 2 exons. Gene Ontology annotation, biological process: mRNA processing.